UGUCCCCGCCGUUCAGGACCAAAUGGGGUCCGUGGGGCGGUCUGGCGUGCGACGACAUCCACCCGGCGAAAAGUAGACACGAGACUGCGCUGGGUACCUGGAGACAAGUAAUUCAUUAUCUAUCUUUGCACAACCAUGCCAUCCGACUUAGCCAAGAAGAAAGCAGCAAAGAAGAAGGAGGCUGCCAAAGCCCGUCAACGUACCAAGAAACCUGAUGAGGUAAAUGGGGAGAGUGAACAACCAGACACUCAGCCUAACGGAGCAGAGAGCAACGGGGUCUCCAGUUUGACAAAGGAGUUGGAUGAGUUUGAACUGCGGAAAACAGAAGCACGGGCAGUGACAGGUGUUCUGGCCUCGCACCCCAACAGCACUGAUGUCCACAUUAGCAGCCUGUCACUUACCUUCCACGGUCAAGAGCUACUAUCAGACACCAGCUUGGAGCUCAACUCAGGCAGACGCUACGGUCUCAUUGGCCUUAAUGGCACAGGAAAAUCCAUGCUGCUGUCAGCAAUCGGGCAUCGUGAGAUUCCUAUUCCAGAGCACAUAGAUAUUUACCACUUGACCCGGGAAAUGGCCCCCAGCGAAAAGACGGCUCUGCAGUGUGUCAUGGAGGUUGAUGAACAGAGGAUAAUGUUGGAGAAGGAAGCAGAGAGACUUGCCCAUGAGGACUCUGAGUGUGAGAAGCUGAUGGAGCUGUAUGAGCGUCUGGAGGAGCUGGAUGCAGACAAAGCAGAGAUGCGAGCCUCGCGAAUCCUCCACGGUUUGGGUUUCAGCGCUGCUAUGCAGCAGAAAAAACUGAAGGACUUCAGUGGAGGAUGGAGGAUGCGCGUUGCUCUAGCCAGAGCCUUGUUCAUCAAGCCCUUCAUGUUGUUGCUGGAUGAGCCCACUAACCACUUAGACCUGGAUGCUUGUGUGUGGCUGGAAGAGGAGCUCAAGUCAUUCAAACGAAUCCUUGUGCUCAUCUCACACUCUCAAGACUUCCUGAACGGCGUGUGCACAAACAUCAUCCACCUCCAUCAGAGAAAACUGAAAUACUACACGGGUAACUAUGACCAGUAUGUGAAGACCAGAGAGGAGCUGGAAGAGAACCAGAUGAAGCGUUUCAACUGGGAACAGGACCAGAUUGCACACAUGAAGAAUUACAUAGCCAGGUUUGGUCACGGCUCUGCAAAACUUGCACGACAGGCACAGAGCAAAGAGAAGACGCUGCAGAAGAUGGUGGCAUCUGGCUUGACUGAACGAGUUGUGAAUGACAAGACUCUGUCAUUUUAUUUUCCUCCCUGUGGGAAGAUUCCUCCACCUGUUAUCAUGGUUCAGAACGUGAGCUUCAAGUACAGUGACACCACACCGCACAUAUAUAAAAACCUGGAGUUUGGUAUUGAUUUGGAUACACGAGUGGCUCUGGUGGGGCCCAAUGGAGCAGGGAAGUCCACACUGCUGAAGCUGCUGAUGGGAGAGCUCCUACCCACCGACGGCAUGAUCCGCAAACAUUCUCACGUCAAGAUUGGCAGAUAUCACCAGCAUCUGACAGAGCAGCUGGAGCUGGACCUCUCUCCUCUGGAGUAUAUGAUGAAGUGUUUCCCUGAGAUCAAAGAGAAGGAAGAGAUGAGGAAGAUCAUUGGUCGCUAUGGCCUGACGGGAAAACAACAGGUCAGUCCAAUCAGGAAUCUGUCAGAUGGUCAGAAGUGCCGGGUGUGUUUUGCUUGGCUGGCCUGGCAGAACCCUCACAUGCUGUUUCUUGAUGAGCCCACCAAUCACCUGGAUAUCGAGACUAUUGACGCACUGGCAGAAGCAAUCACUGAGUUUGAGGGUGGCAUGAUGCUGGUUAGCCACGACUUCAGGCUAAUUCAACAGGUGACGCAAGAGAUCUGGGUGUGCGAGAAUCAAACCAUCACAAAGUGGAAUAGGGACAUCCUGGCAUAUAAGGAGCACUUGAAAUCAAAGAUUGAAAAGCAGCAAGCGCAUGAUAUCUAGAGUGACAUCAUUGUAAGCCACUUUUUUUUUUUUUGCAUCAUGGAUUUGACCUGCGAGCUCCUUGAGGGACGUGCAGGGUUUGCAUUGCAGGAAGUGCCCUGAGUAGAACUGAAACUAUCACUUAUGCAUCUUAUUGGAAACGUCUCUUGUACAUGUUGUACUGUAUUUCCAUCUUGAUUUGACAGUGUUGCACCAUGCUGAAGUCAACCCGGCUCCUUCUCACCUUCACCUCAGCCUGCACUCUGAUUGGCUGGUUCACCUGAAGCAUCUCAGUAUGUUUUGGAAUGCAUUCCAUUGUGAGAUCUUUAAAGCAAAAGUUUUAUUUUUCCAAAUAUUUUAAUUCCAACACGUAUGCUGCAGCUUUAGGUUGUAUUUAAAAGUUGACCUUUUUUUCAUGUAAAAGAACGGUUCUGCCUUAAGGUGCAGUCAUUGAAAUUUGAUUCCCAUUCAUUUCAGUGUGAAACAGGGUGAGAUAUAUUUGCUUUCGAUUGGAAUCUAACUCUGAUUGAGCCAGUUGCAGUUUGGCCAGCAAAAUUGCAAAUUUCUUUAAAUGCCCAGUCUGUUUGAGAGAGGCUGGGACUGGCCUUUCACUCAGAAAACAAUGUUUAUAUUCUUGAUUUUAUAACUGCACAGCAAAAUAAUCCAAGCAGCGUGCCCCUGUCCUCACACUCACUGCAGUCCAAAAGCAUCCCCCCUCUGCUGCUUGCAUCAUUUUACCCUCACAUAUAAAAUGAGAACAUAAACAUUUUCGUUUAGUGAAGGAGAGGUCAUUCCUACCCUACACCACCUUCAAAAGAGCUGGACAUAGGAGAACCUUGUGAUUUUAUGGGUUCAGCCAGAGUGAACUGUGGAGUGAAGCAGAGGAAUCAAACAGAAGCCGAUGUGUUACUCAACAUUUCACAUACACAUGAAUGGGAAGUGAAUUUAAGUGCAACUACAUCUUGAUAGAAAAAUGUAAUGCAAUAAAGAUUUGUCUGAAUAAAGAAAACAAAAGUAGCAUA
Monopterus albus (swamp eel) is the source of this 2975-nucleotide messenger RNA. It is a transcript of the gene abcf2b, whose product is annotated as ATP-binding cassette, sub-family F (GCN20), member 2b. Lineage: Eukaryota; Metazoa; Chordata; Actinopteri; Synbranchiformes; Synbranchidae. The transcript has 15 exons. The coding region runs from base 136 to 1974 and encodes 612 amino acids. The record is from RefSeq and is a predicted model, not a curated record. Gene Ontology annotation, molecular function: ATP hydrolysis activity; ATP binding.